Messenger RNA from Aureobasidium vineae, 1419 nucleotides. The record is from the annotation of a GenBank genome assembly. Lineage: Eukaryota; Fungi; Ascomycota; Dothideomycetes; Dothideales; Saccotheciaceae.
AUGGCUUCAAACUCUCGCACUGCCCUGAGGGCUUUAAGAAAUGUCAAGGCUACCCAAUACCGUCCUGCUCAAGCUCAACAAGGCUUCGCAACAAUCGCAGAACCUAGUCUCAAAGACACGCUCGCAAGAGUCAUCCCUGCCAAACGCGAUCUCCUCAAGCAAGUCAAGAGCCAUGCGUCCAAGAGUAUUGGUGGUGUCAAGGUUGAGAACAGCUUGGGAGGCAUGAGAGGUCUCACUGCCAUGAUCUGGGAAGGAUCCGUCCUCGAUGCAAACGAAGGAAUCCGCUUCCAUGGCCGCACCAUCAAAGAUUGCCAGGAGCAGCUCCCCAAGGGCAAGACCGGAUCGGAAAUGUUGCCCGAGGCAAUGUUCUGGCUGCUACUCACAGGUGAAGUGCCAACCACAAAUCAGGUGCGCCAGUUCUCCCGGGAGCUGGCCGAGAAGGCCGCCUUGCCAGACUAUGUCGAGACAAUGCUGGACAACUUCCCUCCGGACAUGCACCCCAUGACCCAGUUUGCCUGCGCAGUGUCCGCCCUUAACAAGACUAGUGUCUUUGCCAAGGCGUAUGAGAAGGGACUGAACAAGGCCGAUUACUGGGAGCCGACCUUUGAAGACUCGAUCUCUCUGAUCGCAAAACUGCCUACCAUCGCAGCCAAGAUCUACCAAAACUCUUACCACGGCGGCGGUGCUCUACCCGCUCAAGCGGACCCCGAGCAGGAUUGGUGUUACAACUAUGCUGCAAUGCUGGGUAAAGGCGGCAAGGAGAACGAAGGCUUCCAGGAUCUGCUCAGACUCUACUGUGCAUUGCACGGUGACCACGAAGGAGGCAACGUCUCGGCCCACUCGACUCACCUGGUUGGCUCUGCUCUCUCGGAUGCCUUCUUGUCAUACUCGGCUGGGUUGCAAGGCCUUGCAGGUCCCUUGCACGGUCUCGCAGCGCAGGAGGUGCUUCGCUGGAUCUUGCAAAUGCGAGACCACAUCGGCAACGACUUUAGCGAAAAAGACGUCAAGGAUUACUUGUGGAGCACACUCAAGAGUGGAAGAGUGAUUCCUGGCUUCGGACAUGCGGUGCUGCGCAAGCCCGACCCUAGAUUCGAUGCUCUGCUCGCGUUCGGUGACGCGCACGAAGACAUCAAGAACAACAGCCUGUUCCAGCUGGUCAAGACAAAUUCGCAGAUCGCCCCUGGCGUGCUGACUGAGCACGGAAAGACAAAGAACCCAUACCCCAAUGUCGACUCUGGGUCAGGAGUACUCUUCCACCACUACGGCUUCCAGGAGACACUGUACUACACAGCCAUCUUCGGAGUCAGUAGAGGCCUUGGACCGCUUGCACAGCUCAUCUGGGACCGCGCACUGGGUCUUCCGAUCGAGAGGCCGAAGAGUAUCGACCUGAAGGGGCUGCUAAAGGCAGCAGAGGCAUGA